CAAAAGUUUCUUUUGCUUUCACUACAAAAACAAAAGCAGACGCGUCGUUUUAGUCACCUUUCUUAUUUGGAAAGUUUUAGGAAGGAAAGAUUUUUUUUCUUUAAAAAUUUUAAAUGGAGAAUCUUCCAGAGUCACCAUUUUCGGAUACUACAUCGCCAUCAUCGCCCUCUUCACCAUCCUUGUACAAGACUUCUUCUUCUACUUAUUCUACCGUGGUUACACAACAAAUACUUCCUGAUUUAGGUUAUCUCACUCCAAAUCAAUUGGUGUUGUUACUUCAUGAUGUUAAGCAUCGUGAAGAUGCCAUUGAUCAAUUACUCAUCAAGAAGCUUCAUACAUGCAAAGAUUUAGCUCCGCUCUUGUGGAACUCCUCCAGUGCAGUUUACAUGCUUUUGCUGGAUGUCAUAGGAGUGUAUCAUAAGUUGUCACCCUCAAAGCUAUCUAUGAAGGAGUCAACUCGAGUGUGUAAGGCUCUUGCUUUGUUUCAGGUGUUGGCCGAUAACCCAGAAACAAGAAAGGGGCUCAUAAAAGCUAAAAUACCAUGUUAUUUCUACCCAUUACUCAAACCUAGUGGAGAUGACAAACCUUUGGAGUAUUUGAGGCUCACCACCUUGGGUGUUCUUGGUUCCCUAACGGAGUUUGAUGAUCCAAAUGGACCACUGGUCCUUCAUUUUUUCUUGGAAACGGAAAUGGUUCCUUUGUGCCUAGCGUGCAUGGAUCACUGUGAUGAACUGUCACAGAAGGUUGCAACUCUCAUACUUAUGAAAAUUCUGAUGCAAGAGAAGGGAAUGACGUAUUGUUGUGAUGGGGCUGAUCGCUUCUUCUCGAUAGUACAGGUCUUGAACCGAGUGGUAGAGAAACUUUCUAAAAAACCUUGUUGGCUGCAACUAAAAUAUGUAAUACAAUGUUAUAUAAGUUUUUCAGAAGUAUUAUGGCUCCACGGGCCAUGUGAUGUAUUAAAAAAACAAGUUCCUCCUCAGUUAUUUGACAAGACCUUUAAGGACAUUCUUCGUGAUGAUCACGAAACUACAUGGGCGUUGCAGGUGCUACAUUUCAAUAUUUAUGGACGUCUAAAUGUUUCGCAGAUUAAAGAGAGUAACAUCAUUGCAAAUAAGGAUACCGUAUGGUGAACUAAUUCUGUAAUAAUAGGAAAAGGCAACGUAUGAUGACCUCAGUAGAGGAAAAAAUGUUUCUUAACUUUUCAACUGUUAGAAGCUGAAAACUUAUUGAGCCUCGUUAAAACCUAAGUUGCUAAGACUCUUCACUUCUGAUGCCUCACCCUUGUCGGAUUCUCCAAAAGAUCCACUAUUUUUGAAUAAUCCGACACGCACCCAAUGAGACUAUUGAAGAGUCGAAGCAACAUAGGUUAAAACCGAUACAUCUGCUUUGUUAUGCACUGAAUUGUAGCUUUGUUCAGCUGAAUUAAGUUAUAUGUGGUGUUGUUUUCUUUACAAUACCAUUUGAUCUUUGAGAGAAUUGGCUUUUUGUUUUUUUUCUUUUUUAAGCAUUUGUUUUUGGCAAAUAAAUGGGUUUUGGUUUUGUUUCUUCUUUUUUCUUUUUCCGGAGGACAAAUGUGCAUAUUAUUUAGAACCAGCCUGGCCAUAUAAGCUUCUUUUCUCGUAAUAAUUUUCAAAAUGAAUGUUCGGCCAUGAAAUUACAAAUUUGAAGUGCAUUUCAAAUUUGAAGAGUAACUUAUAACAUGUUUUCCGACUCAUUUUUCACUUUUGAAGUUGUACUUAAGUACGUACAAGUCCUGAUUGUUUAUUCCAUUUUUUGUCUGUUUUAAGUAUGAAAUGGGAGUCAAGGAUAUUCAUUGCUAAAAUAGUCACUGAAUAGAGAUAACUGUGCCACAAUUAAGCUUUUCUGUCCAAUCAGUACAUAUACACAAUACAAUGUCUCGCUCUCAGAGGAUGCAUUUUGACUUGCUCGGAGAGCCUUGGGGCCUGUAGAUCCAU
Molecule: messenger RNA, 1955 nt
Organism: Capsicum annuum
Lineage: Eukaryota; Viridiplantae; Streptophyta; Magnoliopsida; Solanales; Solanaceae
Product: CCR4-NOT transcription complex subunit 9
Exons: 9
Coding region: 114-1130 (338 amino acids)
Biological process (GO): mRNA catabolic process; negative regulation of translation
Cellular component (GO): CCR4-NOT complex; P-body; CCR4-NOT core complex
Source: RefSeq, a predicted model, not a curated record